UGUAGGUCGGGAGGGGGGACUUGACAUUGCACAGAAGCGGCUUUAAACGUGGCGAUGACGCACAUUAAAGAAAUAACACAAUAUCUACCGGCGAUCUGAGCCACCAGUGCAGCUCCGGGACUCGGCCGGGGGGGGUCUCAUAAAGCGCCCACCGCUAGCCAUUGAAAAAUAGCGGCCAGGGUGCAGCAGCACCGGGUCCCGCUGCGGUGAAGUCUCAAAAUAUGGGCUGUACCCCGGAACGGGUAUCCAUCUGCCGUGCGCCCUCCGCCCGCAGCUGACGCGCCUUGAAACCCCGAUGUAACUUUUUUUCGCGGCGGCUCCAUUUAACUCCAUAUAUGUGUCUGCGGGCGGACGCUGCGCAGCGGUGACCGUAAGGAGACCCAACGGCAGCUUCCUGACUCGGGCCGGAUUUCCGAUUUGCUUUUUUCACACACCAAACCGGCGAGAAAUACAUGAGCAAAAUCCAAAAAUGGGAACCCAGGACACUGGAAGGAAGAGGAUGCCCAACCGGGAGAGACUGACGGCCGAGGACGACGCGUUGAAUCUUAUAGCCCGGGAGCUAGUGCACAAUAAGCCAAAGUCAUUGAUUAUUAUCUCUUUCUCAUUCUUUUUUUCUUUCUGUCUUUUAAAUCUGUGGCUUCAUCCUCCUACUUACUGCUGUCAGAAAUUUCACGGGCUGGAAAGUAAAUGGAGUGACAUCGAGCAGUGGAUGGAGGAGAGUGAGAGGUAUUCCUACCACUCAAGGAGAUGCACUUCGAUAUCAGAUGAUGAGGAGCGCAUGUCAGUAGGGAGUCGUGGGAGUCUCAGGGUGGAGGACAGGGACAAAGACCACCUGGAGAAGGGUUCCCGGGCCACCUCCACCCUCGCCUCUCUGAGCCGGGCCUCCUCCAGGAGAGGAAGUGGUGACGCUUCAAAUUGGGCAGAUCCUGAAACGUCUGUGCGAGAAAUGAAGGACUCUAUGCUGGAGGUAGAGCAGAAGUAUCGCAAGGCCAUGGUGUUCAAUGCCCAGCUGGACAAUGAAAAGUCUAAGCUGAUGUACCAGGUGGAUGUGCUGAAGGACUCGCUGAUGGAGCUGGAGGAGCAGCUGUCGGAAUCGCGCCGCGAGCAUGAGGAGAAGUCAAAGGCAUUAGAGCGGGAGAGACACGCCCACAACAUCCUGCAGUUCCAGUUCAGUGAGCUGAAGGAGAUGCUCAAGCAGAGCGAGGAGCUGCUCACUGAGAACCGUAAGUUGAGUCUCAAGCAGGAUGGCUAUGUUAGGGAGAUUGCGGACCUACAGGAGACUCUGGAGUGGAAAGAUAAAAAGAUUGGGGCCUUAGAGAGGCAGAAGGAGUAUUCUGAUGCUAUCCAAAACGAGCGCGAUGACCUCAGGAAUGAGGUCCUUCAGCUGAGAGAUACUUUGAAGAAACAUGGCAUAGUUCUUGGGCCUGAUCUUAACGCCAAUGGAGAGACGGAAGGUGUGAUUGACAGACUUACCAACGCAGACUCUGCCACACGAUCAGCCCAAGACCCUCAAACGAGUCAGAUUGGGGGCGACAGCAUGCUAGGCAAAGCCGCGGAGGGGCAGAUGGAAGGUAAAGAGUUACAGGAAGGGGGCAGUAGAGAGCUGGUGGAGAAGGCUGAGAACCACAUAGAUGAACAGCAGAGGCAACAGGAGGAGGUGGAGUCACUGGAAUGCAGUGCCGCUGAAAGUGCACAGCAGAACCAGGGUGAAAGAGAGCCGUCUUCACCUAUUUCCUGCAGCCAGGCCAGUGUGCCUCCUACAGGGAAUCCCGAGAGAGAACAAUCCGAUUCCCUCAUGGGGUCUGGGCUUGGGAUGCAUUACAGUCAGCACAAUUCAGAGGCUAACUUUGUAGCUCAAGACAAUUAUGAAUUGAUGGUGCUUAAUGGCACAGAGGGUUCUAUUACAAAGGAAGAAGAGGGUGGAGACAAUGGGGUGGGGAACGCAGAUCUGGUCGACGGGAGGAUGUUGAGUACCGAAGGACAAACGGCAAGUCUGGAGGGUGGAACGGAAAUAGAAAAUAGCUCAGACAGCAUAGCCGAUGGGAACCGCCAGGAAACCAUGGCACCAGUGGAUCAAGGAGAAUGCGAGUCCAGUGAUAAGACUGGAGAUAUGGAAUCUGAGAAUGAGAAUGUCAGAAAUGUUAUGCAAGAAGAUAAAUCUAACCAAACCAGUGACGGCACCAGAGACAUGGAUGAGGAGGCUGGUGCAGCUUCUCCUGUAUGUGCUGAACCACAGACCCCUCCUGCAGAAAGCACAGACAAGGACCAGAAAGAAGAAUGUCCGAAGGAGUCAACUUUGAUUGAAGGGGGUGAUGAGACAGCUGAAAGUGUGUCUAGUAACCUGAAGCAUGAAACUGCUGAUGUGGUUUUGGAACCAAAGGAAAAACCGAAGAAGGGAAAAGGUGUGAAGACCACCCAGCAACAGGCAAAGAAGAAGGGGGCGACCGAGAGAGCUUCAGUUCAAGCCGUUACUACGUCUUCACAGCCAGAGAAUACUGGUGCUUCUGGUAAGAAGAAGAAAAAGAAAAAGAAAGGCAAACAGAAACAAAAACUCACUGAAAAUCCAGAGGAAGCUAAGCAGGUAGAUGAGGAGGAGCAGGAGAAGACAGCAAAUGAUUGCAUGGGGACUCCUUUGGUCAAAGAGAUGGAGACCGAUCUAUCGACAGUAGAUCCUUCAGCUGCGGAAUGUCAGACUGAAACUGUGGAGGAAACUGAAAUCAAAACAUUAAAUCAGGCACUGCAGGAUGAUGAGAGGGUGGACAAGGAGGAAAAAACAGAGCAGGAAGGAGGAAAUGACAGUGAAGUGUUGGAGGGCAAGAACGUUGAAGAAACAGAUAUCCUUGCAGGUGGCAUAGGCAUCAAGCAUGAAGUGGAUGUGCCAUCAGAAAGCUCUUCCCUCCUGGAGGAAGAGACAAGCAAAGCCUUAGCUGAUGGGAUCAAGCAUGCUAAUGUAGGAAACACAUUCAGCCUUGAGGCCUUUACUGAGGAACCUGUUGGCUCUGAUUUUCCUAAGGAGGUACAAAUCCCACAAGAAGACCCGAAUAGAAGUGAUUGUGAUCUGAAUAAGGCUGAGGGAAAUGUCCAGGAGAUUCAGGGUGCUCAGGAUAACUUAAUAAAAUAUGUCACUGAGAGUGAAGGUGCACUGCUUGAAGCAACAGAGACUGAGGAGAUGGAUAGCUGUGAAGAAGCUGAGGUGCUGGAAAAAGAACAGCUGUCAGGAUAUCACAAAGAAGACCAGGCCUGCAGUGAAGAUGUUGAGUUGCAGGAAAGAGUAGAUGCUCAAAGACAUGUAACUAUAAGUAAGGAGUUUGCUGCUGACGUUCUGGUCAAGGACAACGGGCUUGAGAGCGACGUUGCAGGGCAAACUGAGAAUUUGUUUGAGGAGGAAAAUGACUCCUGUGAGGAGCCACCUGAGUGUAUAAUGGAGGAAGGUGCUGAAUUAACAGAUUCCCAAAACACCGAGUCAACAUCUGUUGAACCAACAGUUCCAAACCAAGUGGAAAUGGUGAAUCCAAGCAUAUCUGAAAAAUACAAUGAGGGCGAAUUAAAGUUAGAAGAGGUGGACUUGCAACCAAAAGAGCUGGACGAUGAUGAAGAAGGAGGAGAGUCAUUCCAGUUUGAUGAUGAUUUAGGUUCGAAUUUGGAAGCAUCUAAUAAUACAAUUAGCAGUAGGCCACAUGAAGACGAUAGUUUGGAAGAAAUAUCCACAAAUGAAGGAAAAGCUGAUGAAGACACAGAAGCGAAGUUAGGAGAAAACCCUGAUUCCAGACCAGAAAAGGAAUCUGGAAACAGUCAGUGCCAGAAUCCCAGUAUAAGAGACUGCCCUGAAGUACAGGAUGAGGGGAAUUCAUCUGCAGAUGUUUUGGGAACAGUGAAGGUGGAGCAGAUGUCUGAUGGGUCACAGUCAGUCCAGAAUUCCGUAGAGGAAGGGGAAGAGGCCGUGGCAUUUGUGACAGGGAGUCAUUCCGCUGAGAAUCAGGAGAGCCAACCAACAGAAGAGCCACCGGAGGGCAGUGAAGAGCAAGUCGACGCAGGCUCAGCAAAAGGCAGUAAGAAGGGCAAGGCCAAGGGCAAAGAAGACUGUCGCAUGGCCUAUCUGCUUUUUGGGAAAGGGAGAGAAAUACGACUGCGAAAGCUGGUGGACGAGAGGGAGAACCUGGUAGAACAGGUGAAGAGGCUAAAGACUCAGCUGGAUCAGAAACAGAAUGGCAGGGACGAGGCGGUGGCCCCUGAUGAUGUGACGUUAGAGAACGGGACCAAUCCACACAUCCUGGACAUCCAAAGAGAUGCCAACAGGCAAAUUAGUGAGCUCAGGUUUAAGCUGGUCAAAUCGGAGCAGGAAGUUGCAGCUUUGGAACAAAAUGUCAUACGUUUGGAAGGUCAGGUGACGCGCUACAAAUCGGCUUCUGAGAAUGCGGAGAAAGUCGAGGAUGACCUGAAGGCGGAGAAACGCAAACUGCAGAGAGAGCUCAGGUCGGCUCUGGACAAAGUGGACGAGCUGGAGGCGAGUAACAGUCUGUUGACCAAGCGGCUGGAGAAGAUGAAAGCGAACAGGAGCCCUAUGUUUGCUCAGCAGUAGGCGGGCGGUCCCUACCACGGCCGCAUCUCCUCCUGUUAGCUCCGCACACAUCAUCCCUGACUGAACACACCGACUGACCUGUGUCUGCUUCUCCGUCUCCCUGGACAAACGCUCUGCUCAAAUACGCUCGCUAGGUCAUGAACGUCCUAGGAGAUGCUGAAUGACAGACUUGUCUCCAGAUG
Molecule: messenger RNA, 4761 nt
Organism: Paramormyrops kingsleyae
Lineage: Eukaryota; Metazoa; Chordata; Actinopteri; Osteoglossiformes; Mormyridae
Product: leucine-rich repeat flightless-interacting protein 2-like
Biological process (GO): regulation of transcription by RNA polymerase II
Molecular function (GO): DNA-binding transcription factor activity, RNA polymerase II-specific; RNA polymerase II cis-regulatory region sequence-specific DNA binding
Source: RefSeq, a predicted model, not a curated record